UGUCCAGCUUCUUGUCUACCAGGACUCCCAAGUCCUUCUCUGCAGGGCUGCUCUCAAGGAGAUCUACACCCAGUUUGUAUAAAUACCUGGGAUUGCCAUGACCCAAGUGCAGCACCCUGCACUUGGCCUUAUUGAACCUCAUUAGGUUUUCAUGGGCCCACUUCUCCAGCCUGUUCAGGUCCCUCUGGGUGGCUUCCCUUCCUUCCAACGUAUCAAAUGCACCACCCAGCUUGGUGUCAUCUGCAAACUUGCUGAGGGUGCACUCGAGGCCAUCAUCUAUGUCAUUGAUGAAGAUGUUGAAGAACACCGGUCCCAAGACUGACCCCUGAAGGACAAUGCUGUGGCCGGCCUCCACCCUGACACAGAACCAUUGAUCACAACCCUUUGGCUGCGUCCAGCCAACCAAUUCCUAAUCCAUUGAAAAGUCUGUCCUUCAAAUCCAUACCUCUCCAAUUUAGAGAGAAGGAAGUGGUGAGGGACCAUGUAAAAGGCCUUGCAGAAGUCCAGGAAGAUGACAUCCAUCGCUCCUGCCCUGUUCACCGAUGCCGUCACUCUAUCACAGAAGGCCACUAGAUUGUUCAGGCAAGAUCUGUCCUUGGUGAAGCCAUGCUGGCUGUCUCGAAUCACCUCAUUGUCUCGUAUGUGCCUUAACAUAGCUUCUAGGAGGAUCUGCCCCAUGAUUUUCCCAGGCACAGAGGUGAGGCUCACCAGCCUGUAGUUCCCUGGGUCUUCCUUUCUCCCUUUCUUAAAAAUGAGAGAAAUGUUUCCCUUUUUCCAGUCACCCGGGACUUCACCAGACAGCCAUGAUUUUUCAAAUACGAUAGACAGCGAAUUGGCAACCACAUCAGCCAUCUUUUUCAGAACCCUAGGUUGGAAAUCAUCCAUCCCCAUAGAGUUAUAAAUAUUCAAUUGCAAGAGGAAGUCUGUCAUGUUUUUGUAAUUUUGCUAUUAGUAUUCCACAUCAUAACAUCAUGUACAGCACAGGUAAUUAAUGAGUUAAUACUCCAGUUCUGUGGACUGACAGCCUUCCAGAUACCUGCUUCUCAAAAGAGAAGAAGAACUACAUAACCCAGAGGACCUCAUGGUCAGAGAAGGAAGAUAUGUCACAGAAAUCACAGCACUCUCUCUUUCACUGCCAGGCAGAGGGUGUGGGUGUGCUUCCAAGCUGUGCGCCUUCAUUCAAGUAGGCCUUUUGGUUUUGGAAACUCUCUCUUAUUUUAUUUGAUAUAUUAGUCUCAAUUUCAAUUAGAUUGUAUCAUAUUGUGUUAUCUUGCAUUCCAAUAUCAUAGUAAAAUAAGUUUUCCUCCUUCGAUUGUUGCUGCUGCUGCGUUCUUUUUUCCCUCUGUGAGCCCAGCUUUCGUUUUCCCCUACCCCUUUCCCAUUUCCCUUCCCAUUUUGGGGAGCCAGGAGGCCCACGGGCCUACUGCCCCCCUGUCAUGGGCAUAGAUUUAUCUAGAUAACUCUGUGACAGCUUUUGGAGGAGAAUGCGGGCAUUUAACAUAAGCUUUUAACGUUAGCAGAGGAAAAAGAAAAAAAGAAAGGAUUUCUUUAAGCCAGAGACUGCGAGACUGCAGGGCAUUGCUACUGUGACCUUCGUAGAUUAGAUUAUAGUCUGGGUAGUCUCCAAACUCUGGACACUGUACCAAGUUUUUUUUGUUUGGUUGGGUUCUUUUCAUCCUUUUUAGCAGCUACUAUCUAUGAAUCUGCUCUUUACUGUAGGAGCACUGUAUAAGGGAAUAAAAACAAUUAUGAUCAUCGGAACUUAUUGGCCCAUUAUUAAUGUCAUGAUUUCUUGUUGUGGAAUUGUGUUCAUAUAUAACCAAAUAAGGGCACUGAUGGAGAAACCUGCCUGGUACUUAUAUGCAACGUGGUAUAAUUUGAAUUUUGACACUUACAUCCCAGAUGGAAUAGCUAAUUUUACAAGCAAUUACAUCCCAGAUGGAAUAGCUAAUUUUACAAACACCAUGAUGUUCAAACCGGUUUCCAGGCUUUCUUCUCAGUUUGUCACACGUUUUUCGAAUGCCGAGUUAGUGGUCAUGCUCGUAGUCAUACUUGUGUGCAUGUUAUCAAUCUUCCUGAAUGUACUCCUCUCCAUUCGUGUUAUGUGGAUGACGUCUCCUCCAAAAUCAGAGAAUGCUGACUGGCAGGGAACGUGGAGAGGUUUAGGAAAAAUCUUAGAACCGCGGGGACCUGCAUUGUCAUGGGAUUUCACUCUUGAACACCUGUGGGAUCCCGAGAAACUAAGCCAGUAUUUGAGUCGUGGAUGGUGCAGUUUAGAUAGAUCUAAAGAGAGACGACUUAUUUGGAGCUUGGCUUGUGCUUACCGCUCUCUGUAUAAUACUAUUCUGGAUGGUCGUCUGCCUCCCCUGCUCAACUUCUUCUGCUGGGGGAUGGAGAGCCGUUGUGGUCUCAGAAGGGUGUCCUUAAAGAGCUGCCAGCUUUGUUCUGUACCCAUGCCCUUAAGGACAGUUUCCCAGUGGAUCCCACUCAGCAGUUCCUUGAGCAGCAAUAAGUUUGCUCUCCUGAAGCACUGGGUCCUGGCUCUACUUUUUGCCAGGUUUGCAUUCUUGAAGAUUACAAAAUCCACCAGGGCAUGGUCACUACAGUCCAGGCUGCCUCCCGUCUUAACCUCUCUAAUGCUCUUCUCUGCAUUGGUGAGCACCAGGUCCAGUAAGGCUUCACCUCAGGUCAGUCCAGCUAAUACCUGGACUAGGAAGUUGUCCUUGACAGACUCCAGGAAUCUCCUGGAACAUCUGCCACCUCUUGUGCCAUUUUAGAAGUGUGGGGACCCGCAAUGUCAUGGGAUUUCACUGUUAAACACCUGUGGGAUCCCGAGAAACUAAGCCAGUAUUUGAGUCAGGGAUGGUGCUGCGUAGAUAGAUCUAAGGAGGUACGACUUAUUUGGGGCUUGGCUUGUGCUUACCGCACUCUAUAUAACACUGUUCUGGUGAGAGAAAGUUUCCAAGUUGAGGUUCAAGCCAAAGGGGGAAAUCUCCAAGUGGAAUCAGAUCAGUCACAGGAGACACCAGUAACAAUGUCAGUUGCCCCUGUGGAAGGCAAGAAAUGGAAGCGAGUGUCCUCACAUCUAGAAUGGAAAAAAGAAGAAGAAGCAGAGAAGGAGGUAGAGGAAGAUCCAGGCGAGGGGGCCUCCUCAGAACCAAGAAAGGCAAAAGCAAAAACCAAGAGACAUGGAGAGGAGAGUGAUGAAGAGGAAGUCACUAUUACUGUUCGUCGAUCUCUGAAGAUGGCUGAAAUCCAAAGCUCAAGGAAGGAGUUUACAUGGCGCCCGAAUGAAAUUCGUCACCUGGUUGCUUCACUUUUGGGACAGCAGGGCCAGUAGCUUUUCUCUAGAUGGUAGAGGGAGUAGUAGAUGUUUGGAUGGAGCUGCCUCCUUCUGGGAACGAAUGUUAGUAGGUGAGAGGGAAAGGCAUCCCUUCAAGGACAGUCUGAAGCCUGUGAUGAAAAAGUGGGAUACAACUGAAAAAGGUAUCCAGAAUUUGAGGGAAACAGCCGUGGUUGAAAUGUUGUAUGACCCGAAUUUUGUGCCUAACAAUCCACACCAAGACCAUGACCCUGAGAGAGUGAGGACGACGCCUGAUAUAUGGCGGAAACUCACAAGAACAGCACCAGAGAGAUACGUCACUACACUAGCAGCAACAUUUGACAGAUACGAGGACCAACAGAGAAGACCCCGAGUUUUUUAAUCAACUCUUACACUUCAAAACUAUGAACAUCACCUACCCCCAACUCACGCUUCCAUUUCAGCCAUCUCACAAGUAGCAAACAGAUUGGAUGAAGUGCAAGAGCAAGUGUCUCUAUUGAUUAAUCGUGAUGAACCUGUAGUAGUAUCAGAAACGUUUGAUGAAAAUCAGGAUGAGCAAAGGCGUCUAAUGAAGAAACAUAUCAAACUAAUGAAAAUCCAAUUAAUUUAAGGUGAUGGACCUUCCUCCUCACCUGUAUCAUCAAAAAUCUCAGCUAUUAAAGGCAAACGCUUUCUUGCUCAAGCAAGGAACAGUAGUAAGACCACAUCGCGUAUUACCUUGUGGCGUUACAUCCGUGACCACGGAGAAGACAUGAGGAAGUGGCAUGACCAAGAUACUCCUGUACUACGAGCACGGGUGAGAGAAUUACAGAACAGAUCAAUCAGUGGUGUAGAUGCUCCAGUUACCACAGAUAAUGAAUAGAGGGGCCCUGCCCUCAGUCACGGAGGGAAAGGGAUAAUAGAGGUUAUUGGACUGUGUGGAUUCGAUGGCCUGGCACAUCAGAACCACAGAAAUAUAAGGCACUGGUGGACACCGAUGCAGAGUGCACUCUAAUGCCCUCGAGUCAUGAAGGGACAGAAUCAAUCCAUAUUUCUGGAGUGACUGGGGGUUCUCAAGAACUGACUGUGUUGGAGGCCAAAAUAAGCCUCACUGGUAAAGACUGGCAAAAACAUCCUAUUGCAACUGGCCCGGGGCUCCAUGCAUACUGGGUAUUGAUUACCUCAGAACGGGGCAUUUCAAGGAUCCUAAGGGGUAUCGAUGGGCCUUUGGAAUAGCUGCUGUAGAUACAGACAACAUUAAGCAGUUGUCUGCUUUGCCUGGCCUGUAAGAAGAUCUGUCUGUUGUGGGGUUGCUACAAGUAGAAGAGCAGCAGGUAUUGAUUGCUACAAAAAUGGUGCACAGACGGCAGUACCGAACCAACAGGGAUUCCUUACUCCCCAUUCAUAAGUUGAUUCAUCAACUAGAGAAUCAGGGAGUGAUCAGCAAUCUCACUCACCUUUUAACAGCCCCAUAUG
Gallus gallus (chicken) is the source of this 4777-nucleotide messenger RNA. RefSeq lists its product as uncharacterized. NCBI's taxonomy places the organism in Eukaryota, Metazoa, Chordata, Aves, Galliformes, Phasianidae. Bases 1698 to 2777 code for a protein of 359 amino acids. The transcript has a single exon. The record is from RefSeq and is a predicted model, not a curated record.